AUGUUCCGAAUGAAUCUGCUCGUGGCGAUGCAAAUGCCGACAGGCAUUAUGGGGGAUCUCGGGCGGCACGACAAACUCGAAUGGCAAGAGGAACGUCUUCGAUGCUGUCGAUGGUGGUAUGGGGAUGUUGGUCGCGUUGAUGUCCAUGGAUACAGCGGUUAUGCCUGA
Messenger RNA from Aspergillus chevalieri, 168 nucleotides. RefSeq lists its product as uncharacterized. Lineage: Eukaryota; Fungi; Ascomycota; Eurotiomycetes; Eurotiales; Aspergillaceae. The record is from RefSeq and is a predicted model, not a curated record. Bases 1 to 168 code for a protein of 55 amino acids. The transcript is spliced from 2 exons.